Molecule: messenger RNA, 713 nt
Organism: Microcebus murinus (gray mouse lemur)
Lineage: Eukaryota; Metazoa; Chordata; Mammalia; Primates; Cheirogaleidae
Source: RefSeq, a predicted model, not a curated record
UGGAGCCCACAGUGACCGUCUCGCCGUCCAGGACGGAGGCCCUAAACCACCACAACAUGCUGGUCUGCUCCGUGACGGAUUUCUACCCAGGUCAGGUCAGGGUCCGGUGGUUGCGCAAUGACCAGGAGGAGACAGCCGGCGUGGUGUCCACCCCGCUUAUUAGGAACGGGGACUGGACCUUCCAGAUCCUGGUGAUGCUGGAAAUGACCCCCCAGCGUGGAGACGUCUACACCUGCCACGUGGAGCACCCCAGCCGCCAGAGCCCCAUCACCGUGGAGUGGCGGGCUCAGUCUGAAUCUGCCCAGGGCAAGAUGCUGAGUGGCGUCGGGGGCCUUGUGCUGGGGCUGAUCUUCCUCGGGCUGGGCCUUGUCAUCCGUCACAGGAGUCAGAAAGGACCUCGUGGGCCUCCACCAGCAGGGCUCCUGCACUGACUCCUGAGGACUGCUUGACUGGGAUUGGUCUUCAUCCUUCUGCAGUGCCCGCCUGUCUGCCCAGAAUUCCCAGCCACCUGCGUCAGCCUGUCCCCCUCUGAGCUCAGAGUCCUACAGUGGCUGUCACACAGCCACCAGGUCACAUCCUGUGACCCCUGCCCCAAGGAUCUGGCUGUGAACCUGCUUCCUGCACUGCCCAGAGCCUCUGCCUGCACUGCCAGCUGCGUCUUCUCAGGCCCCGAGCGGCUGCUCUUCCAUUCUGCCCCACAGACUGCUCAAGAG